Messenger RNA from Uranotaenia lowii, 671 nucleotides. Its product is annotated as general odorant-binding protein 66-like. Lineage: Eukaryota; Metazoa; Arthropoda; Insecta; Diptera; Culicidae. The record is from RefSeq and is a predicted model, not a curated record. Bases 1 to 636 code for a protein of 211 amino acids. The transcript has 5 exons.
AUGCCGUCAGUGUUGAAUUUUUUCUCUGUUCUUCUUAUAUUCGGUAUUCUGGAGCCAAUUCUGUCUGAAAAUACUCAGCUAUGCGAAGAGCUACCGAAAGUACUCGAUUCGAAUGCGAGCUGCUGUGAACCUCCCCAGUUCGACGAUGACAAAAUCAUCGAGGAUUGUAUGAAACAGUUCAACAGUACGAACUACACUGAAGGCGAAAGAUACUGUAAGGUUUCCGAUUGUAUUUUCAAAAACUGCAACUUCCUCAAGCCCGACGGAUCGGUGGACAAGGUCGUCAUGAACAAAUAUUUCGAAGAGCAUCUUCGCAAGAACCAUAACGACUGGGUUAACCUCUUCAAAACGGCGGCCAUUGAACCGUGUGCCAGAAUGAUCGAGGAAGACUUUGAGCAAAUUCAAACCUUCCUGGAGGUCAACAAGGUGGACAUUCUGCCCAGCUCGUCGCAGUGUGCCGUGAAGCAUACUUUGAUGUUCUUCUGCAUGGAUCUGAAUCUGGUGGCUAACUGUCCUUCAAAAUAUGCAACUGGUGGCGCUGAAUGUCAAGAUGGACGGAACUUUUUGAAGAAAUGUGUAAAUUCAACCGAAAGAUUCCUGCAGUUCAUAAAUAUAAAAGCUCGUUUUAUUGAAUAAAUAAAUAACCAAUUCUCUAUAGAUUGUUGAUUAUG